AUGUCCUUCCUCACCACACCUCCAACAACUUCGAGAAAGUUAAGCUUGAACAAUGUGGAGGACACUUCUUCGUUGCUGCUGCUGCAGUUGAAUGGAAGCCUUACUCCUCACUCUGCUUCCUCACCCUUAUCGAGUGCAUCAUCUUCACCAUCUUCAUCAACCACAAGCUCCAGAAGGCAGUCUACAACAAGUGAGGCUGGAAUGCUGUUGGUACCACCAACGGUUGGGUCUUUGACUCGUUCACGAAGUGCUGGUAAGCUAGAGGAAGGAAGUACUUCACCUCAAACUGCUCGAAAACCUCCACUGUUGAAGGCAGAUUCGUUCCGGUUCCCCACAAGUAUGGAUGGGAAAAAGGAACAAGAAAAGUCUCUGGUACGGGAGUAUCAAAAAGCUUUGCUUCCCUCAACAAAAAUCUAUCUUACAAGCGCAGAGAAUGACAUGUACAGCAUUUCAAGCUCUCUUCAUGCAGAAACAGUGUAUGAGCCUCAGGUCGAACAUUUGGGUGCUCCUAUUCUUUUCACAGCGUGUCAUGGUCAUCAAGUGUAUCGAGGCGGAAAACUCUCGGAUGACGAAAAAGUGCAUCUGAAAGAAAGUUUGACAAGUGAGAUUGCUCUGUUGCUGGCAGCCAAAGUUCGAAACAUGCUCCACUCGUUGGAAGGUUCGUUUGUUGUGUGGAAUAUGAAGACCAUUCAAGAAGAAGACAUUUCGCACAUGGACCCCAAUUACUUGUUACCUCAUCAAUACUGCGAAUCUCCUUUUCAUUUGUUUUUGCACAAGUUUAAAAACUUGUACAAGGGUAUUCCAAUGUUGCAUGUAGACAUUCAUGGAAAGGUCAAUCGCAGAGAUAAUCGUAACAUUGAUGUUGGAUUUGCUCCCAUGAUGGAAUACUGGAGCAAUUCCAUUCAUGCCAAAUUGCUUAAGGAUGAUUUUUGUAAACGCUUAACAAACGCUGUGGCGUUGUGCACUCGAUCGAUUAAUGGUUUUAAAAUUGGCAUUGAAAAAGAGCCUCAACAAAAUGGAUGGAGAGGAGAGAAUGCGCCUCAAACUCUGAGCCAUCAGAGUGUUCUUCUCGGUAUACCUGCAGUGCAACUUGAAAUACCGUAUGAUGUGAGAAAGGAACUCGUCGAAAAUGAAGCCUUUUUGGAAGAGAUUGCAAAAGCAAUUACUGAAUGUUACAAAAUCACGGUUUGCAAAAUGUAUGACAUGAAUUGGCAGCAAUGUCAUCAACAAAUUGUUAAUGUGAAUACAGAAAAUGAUAAGAAAACACUCCGAUUGACUUCAACCAAACACCAUCAUGACCACGUGGAUGACAUGUUUUUCCAAAUGUUGACCGAGUUUGCUGAAAUGGAGAAGAAACAAGCUUCCAUAAAACAAAUCUAA
Naegleria lovaniensis is the source of this 1380-nucleotide messenger RNA. RefSeq lists its product as uncharacterized. NCBI's taxonomy places the organism in Eukaryota, Heterolobosea, Eutetramitea, Acrasida, Naegleriidae. The transcript has a single exon. The record is from RefSeq and is a predicted model, not a curated record. Bases 1 to 1380 code for a protein of 459 amino acids.